CCCACAGACACCUCAGCAGAAGGAAUGGGCUCUCGAAACUCUGCCAGAGCAGGAUGGCGCUCUCCGAAGACAGAUGGAGCUCCUACUGUCUGUCCUCAUUGGCUGCUCAAAAUAUCUGCACUGGCAAGGUGCCAUGCCCCGCCACAGCCGAGCAGGCGGACCCGGCCGGGUCCCUGGGCAGCACGUCCUGCUGCUCACUGCUGUGUGGCCUGGCCUCAGGGUGCUCCACGCCCCUGCUCCCGGCCCCCGCGGGCAACCCCAACAAGGCCAUCUUCACCGUGGAUGCCAAGACUUCCGAGAUCCUGGUGGCCAAUGACAAUGCUUGCCGGCUCCUGGGGUACAGCAGCCACGACCUCAUUGGCCAGAAGCUCACACAGUUCUUCCUGAAGCCAGACUGCAAUGUGGUGGAAGCGCUCAGCGAGGAGCACAUGGGGGCCGACGGUCGCGCCGCCGUGGUGUUUGGCACGGUGGUGGACGUCGUGAGCCGAAGCAAGGAGAAGGUCCCGGUGUCCGUGUGGAUGAGGAGGAUGCGGCAGGAGCCCCGGCUGUGCUGCGUGGUCGUGCUGGAGCCCGUGGAGAGGGUGUCGGCCUGGGUCUCUUUCCAAAGUGAUGGGGCCAUCACGUCCUGCGACAGCAUCUUCGCCCAUCUGCACGGCUACGAGAGUGGGGACGAGUUGGCUGGGCAGCACAUCACAGAGCUGAUCCCCUCCUUGCAGCUCCCUGUGCCUGGCCAGUGCAUCCCGCAGAAUCUCAAAAUUCAGAGGUCUGUCGGAAGAGCCAAGGAUGGUACCACCUUCCCUCUGAGCUUAAAGCUGAAACAUAAGCCCAGUCGAGAGGAGGCGGAAGCCAGCCAGGCGGCCCCCGAGCAGGGUUACUCGGCAUCCGUCUGGGUGUUCUUCACCAUCAGUGGCCUCAUCACCCUCCUGCCCGAUGGGACCAUCUAUGGCAUCAACCACAGCUUUGCACUGAUGCUGUUUGGUUACGGGAGGACCGAGCUCCUAGGCAAGAACAUCACCUUCCUGAUCCCUGGUUUCUACCGCUGCAUGGACCCCACGUACGACAGCUCCUUACCACUGCCAGACCUGGUCCACCACCUGGACUUGGGCAGCCCGAGUGGGCCUGCGGAGACAGCCGUGGACCCCCUGCAGGCCCGGAACACGGCUCAGGACAGGACCCCAAAGCCAGCGGGGAGCCCAGAAGCCGUCACAGGGAUCCAGGCCCAAGUGGACACCAGAGGCCAGCUCCCUUCUGCCCGCUCCUGCCCGCCCACUGCGGGGGUGGACAGCACCCCGGCAGGAAGCCCACCAGCCAGUCAGCAGCUGUCAUCGCCUAAGGACCAGAAGGACACUGUCUUGGGGAAGCAGCAGGAACUGAUGGCAGCAAAGAGCCUCAGCCAGCAGCUGCUGGGGGGAAGCAGUUCUGACUCAGUGGACACACGACCUUUGGCUUCCUGCGAAGGCCCUGAAGCUCUGACCACAGCUGAGGGCAGGCCCUGGGGUGGAGGGUGUGGCCUGUCCCAGGAAGCACAGUGGGAGUGCGUGGGUGUGAGCGUUGCCAGCAACCCCAACCCCUGGGCUGAGGCCUCAGGGCAGCCGGCAGGGGCCCUGCCCCUGCUGCACCCUGGCUAUGGGGCUGAGCAGAGUGUGCCCCCGGGGGGCCUGGUCGCGGUCCCCAGUCCCUCGGGGAUGGCGCGCCUCUUGCUCCCUACCCCUGCUCUGGAGGAGCGGUGGCCGGGAGCGCAGGAGGACAGGGAGGAGCUGCAGACUUGCCUACUGAAGGAGCAGCUGUCCAAGUCCAGCUUUAGGGGGUCUUGGGGAGUCUCCUCUGUGGAGCUGGUCCCGGCCGAGCACAGCCCCGUCUCCGCCCCCGUGUCGCUGUGUGACCUGGGAGGCAGGGACCUGCACAGUGGCCGCGUGGGAAGCUCCUCGGCCUGCUAUGCCCUCGCCACAGACCUCCCUGGCGUCCUGGACACAGUGAGGGUCCCGGAGGCUGAUGGGAAUUCGUCUUUCUGGAACCUCAAGGAUAUGCUCUGUAGCAGAUGGACAGACCGAACUUCUUCCAACUGUUCCUGUGCCUCGUCGGAGCUCAUGGGGACAGCCUCCCCUUCGCUGGCCGGCUCCGACGCGGGUGUGAGCGCCUGGCACGGGCGCGGGGCAGAGGCUCGGGACGACAGGGAGCUGCUGCUGCUGGCUGGCGCCUAUUUCGAUCUUGGCAGAGGCCAGCAGUUCUGUGAGACCCGUCUGGGCCUCGGUGGGACAGAACCGUCUGACCCCUCGGAGUGUGAGGACGCGAGUGACAGAGAGAGCCCUGGCUGCGUCCUUCCCAGGCUGGGACCCGGCCCCGCAGAGGCGUGCCCAUUAGGGGAGCCCAGGGCGAGCAUCCAGGUCACCUCCACACCUGUGAGGGGGGACAGCGCGGUGUCGCCCGGAGCCACCCGCCCUCAGUGCGAGAUCCAGGAGGGCACCUACGCCGGGAGCUGCUGCCACCGCGAUGGCUCGCUGCUCAGUGUUCAGUUUGAGGUGAAGCGGGUGGAGCUCCAAGGCACUGCUCCCCUGUUCUGCUGCUGGCUGGUGAAAGACCUCCUGCAUGGCCAGCAGGCCUCGGCCACGCGGACCCGCCUGCUGCUGGCCAGCCUGCCCAGCUCCACGCACUCUGUGUGUGAGCACCUUGGGCCCAGCCUGGGGGAGGUGCUCAGAAACCGCCCGUGGUUUGAGGAGCCCCCCAAGGCUGCCGAGCUGGAGGGGCUGGCGGCUUGUGAGGGCUCGUACUCCCACAAGUACAGCACGCUGAGUCCUCUGGGCAGUGGGGCCUUCGGCUUCGUGUGGACUGCGCUGGACAGGGAGCAGAAUAAGGAGGUGGUGGUGAAGUUCAUUAAGAAGGAGAAGGUUCUGGAGGAUUGUUGGGUCGAGGACCCCACCCUUGGGAAAGUGACGUUAGAAAUAUCGAUUCUGUCCAGGGUGGAGCACACCAACAUCAUCAAGGUCUUGGACGUGCUCGAGAACCAGGGCUUCUUUCAGCUGGUGAUGGAGAAGCACGGCUCUGGCCUGGACCUGUUUGCAUUCAUCGACCGCCACCCCCGCCUGGACGAGCCUCUGGCCAGUUACAUCUUCCGGCAGCUGGUGUCGGCGGUGGGCUACCUGCGCUCGGAGGGCAUCCUUCACCGGGACAUCAAGGACGAGAACAUCGUCAUCGCUGAGGACUUCACCAUCAAGCUCAUAGACUUCGGCUCCGCUGCCUACCUGGAGGAGGACAAGCUGUUCUACACCUUCUGCGGGACGAUCGAGUACUGCGCGCCCGAAGUUCUCAUGGGCAAUCCUUACAAGGGGCCGGAGCUGGAGAUGUGGUCGCUCGGAGUCACGCUGUACACACUGAUCUUCGAGGAGAACCCCUUCUGCGAACUGGAGGAGACCCUGGAGGCUGUGAUGAACCCCCCGUACCCGGUGUCGGAAGAUCUCAUGAACCUCGUGUCAGGGCUGCUGCAGCCUGUCCCCGAGCAGCGCACCACCUUGGAGAAGCUGGUGACAGACCCCUGGGUGACGCAGCCCAUGAACCUUGCUGACUACACUUGGGAGGAGGUGUGUGGGAUAAACAGGCCAGAAAGCGGAGUCCUGUCCACCGCGAGUCUGGAGAUGGAGAGCAGAGACCCCAGUGACGCGGCUCAGCAUCCGGAGCUGGCACCCCCUAGAGGGCCCCAUUCAUUCAGGGAAAGUAAUGAUCAAGGCUGGCCCACUUCACCUAAAAACUCAGUUUGAUAAAUGCUAGAACAAAAGCCAGUGAUGCUGUAUUAUUUGGGGUUUAUAAAAUAGAUGUGGAGUUUUUUUGUUCAUGACCUUGGAAAAACACUGCAGUGUCCAAUCAAGUUUUGUACUGCGAGAGGGGCUUUGGACUUGUGAACUUCUGGAAGGCAUUUUCGAAGCCUCUUACUUCUGUACACGUGCAUAUGUUUUGUUUCCUCUGAUCUGGUCCAUGCUCAUCUGAUAGGUAGAAUUUAUAGAACUGAUGA
Molecule: messenger RNA, 4003 nt
Organism: Molossus molossus (Pallas's mastiff bat)
Lineage: Eukaryota; Metazoa; Chordata; Mammalia; Chiroptera; Molossidae
Gene: PASK
Product: PAS domain containing serine/threonine kinase
Exons: 17
Coding region: 54-3752 (1232 amino acids)
Biological process (GO): intracellular signal transduction; negative regulation of glycogen biosynthetic process; protein phosphorylation
Cellular component (GO): cytoplasm; cytosol; nucleus
Molecular function (GO): ATP binding; protein serine/threonine kinase activity
Source: RefSeq, a predicted model, not a curated record